Messenger RNA from Anopheles marshallii, 1701 nucleotides. RefSeq names its product protein spaetzle 3 (gene spz3). Gene Ontology annotation, biological process: central nervous system formation; regulation of Toll signaling pathway; innate immune response. Gene Ontology annotation, cellular component: extracellular region. The transcript has 6 exons. Gene Ontology annotation, molecular function: growth factor activity; Toll binding. Bases 1 to 1701 code for a protein of 566 amino acids. Lineage: Eukaryota; Metazoa; Arthropoda; Insecta; Diptera; Culicidae. The record is from RefSeq and is a predicted model, not a curated record.
AUGGCUUUGGUGAACUAUACGCUGCCAUUUGGCAACAUACAGCCCCCAACGUGGGCUACCGUGAGUCCGUUGCAAAACCAGCAUGCAUCGGCUGUAAACAAUCUGCUGUACGGACCGGCCGGUCAUCAGGGAGAUGAUCAGGAUUUUUACAAGAACGCUCCAUAUGCUCCACCGCAGCGACAGGCGAAGCAAUCUACUCCUCAACAGCAACAACAGCAGCAGCAACCGCAGCAACAUUCGAUACAGUACCGACAAACGCCCAGGAACAACUACUUGCCUCCUCCAUCGUACAUCCCGCCAAGUGCCAACUAUCCACAGGCACCCACACCGCCUCCACAGACGCAGCAACCACCCGGUCGGACGUACGGCGAGGGUACGUACGGGGACGGAAGCGGUAACCCACCGAACGCGGGUGUACCGCAACAAGCGCAGCCACCGUCUCAGCAACCCGCAUACUACGAGUACUCGUCCGGUAGCUACGCCACCCAACCCGGUCGUCCAUUUGCGGAUCAGCACGCGAACCCACAGACGGGCACGAGUUAUCGCACCAAUACUCCACAACCGGCGGCACCACGAAUGCCCGUCAAUCAGGGCGGUGCCGCCAACUACCCGCAGAGACCGCCCGUGUACGCUAGCGUGGGGUCAACCGGGCCCCGCACCUCGAUACAUCCGGUGCUGGAUUACGAUGAGGAGGAGGAUGAUGAUUACUACGACGAGGCGGUGGAGGUGACUCCGAUUGUUGGGAUCUCAGAUAACCGAAAAAACUCUCGCAUGCCAACAGUCACACCGAUCCAGGGGCCCAUAUUUAUAAAGAAUGGGACCGUUCCUGUUGUGCCAUUAUUCGCGUAUCCUCAAGUCAGCAACGGAACAUUCAUCCAAAUACCGAUAUGGUGGACAGCUUUAUCCGUCGCACUCGGGCUCAGCAUUCAUGGAGAUGUCAUCAGGGGUGUUCCUUGCAUAAAGAAGUACCAUCAACUGUUCUGUCCAACGGCGGGCAAUACCUAUCCUAGUGACAAGAUUGAGAUGUUCAUCGAUGAGAACAAAGCACUAAUGAAGCGAAUGUAUGGUGACUUCGAGAUGGCAUCACGGUUUCCGUCGUCGUCCCCGGGGCGGAAACGUAAGCGGAGUGUACCGGGGACGGAUCCCUACGGUGACGAUGACGAGUUUACGCUACUGCCGGAACUGAUGGACCUGUACGGCGAGCCGGGCGGUGAGGUGCGGCUCGGUGGCGAUUCGUACUUCAGCAAACUGCGCAAGAAACGUCAAAAUCAGAACACUAGCACCCGUGGUAACAAUGGUGGACGUGGAAGCGGCGGUAGUGGCAGUGGAUCUAGUGGAGGAAGCACCAAUGCACGCCAGACGGCAACUCCAGCCAACGGGAAUGGCGGCGGAGCGAACGGCGAAUCCAACACGGGCAGGGUUGAUGCCUGCGAGUCGAAGAUCGAGAUAGUGACGCCAUACUGGGCGACGAAUUCUGCCGGCAAGGUGCGCGCCAUCGUCAACACGCAGCAUUUUGAGCAGGCGAUCCACCAGGAAGUGUGUUCCAAAACCCAAACGAACCGUUGCUCCGGAGACUGUGGCUGUGAGCAGAAGUACAAAUGGCACCGAUUGCUAGCGUACGAUCCGGACAACGAUUGUAAGGGCAUCUUUAUGGACUGGUUCCUGUUUCCGUCGUGUUGCGUCUGCCGGUGCAAUCCUUAG